Adineta steineri is the source of this 807-nucleotide messenger RNA. The record is from the annotation of a GenBank genome assembly. NCBI's taxonomy places the organism in Eukaryota, Metazoa, Rotifera, Eurotatoria, Adinetida, Adinetidae.
AUGGCUUCAUCAUCGAACAAUCUUGAUGUAAAUGAACAUCAUGAAGAAAUUAUUCGUCGUUAUGUUCGUUAUUCUCGUGAACAAAAAGAUAUUGGUUUACGAUCAUUUCAUGCUGCAGCUGAUGAUUUUAAAAAUCAACGAUUAUCAGAUGAAGCAAUGAUGACAGUCAAUGAAGUUAAUGAUUUUCUUAAUGAAUUUAUUGAUGUAUUAGAAAAAGAAUUUGAACAAGAAUUAACACAUCAAUAUCGUGUUAAUGCUUUAUUAAUAAAACAAUUAUUUCAACAAGCUGAACAAUGGUUUCUUAAAUUAAAUCCAAAUUUUGAUCAAUUAGAAAAUCGUCGUUUAAUAGAUCUUAUUCGUGAUUAUGAACAACAACAAUUAAAUAAAACGAAAUCAAAAGGAAAUAAAGAAAUGAAUACACUUAUGGAUCCAAUAAAUGAUACAAAAUCAACUGUUCUUCUUAAAACUGAAAUCCAAAAAUUACAACAAUUAAAUGGACAAUUAAAACAACGUUUAUCAAAAUAUGAAAAAGAUGAUGAAUAUUUAAAUCAACAAUUAGAAGAAAAUACACGUUCAUUUAGUAAUAAAGAAGCAUCAUUUUCUCAACAAUUACAAUCAAAUGAAAAACGCUUAAAAGAUGUUCAACAAGCACUUUCAUUAGCUGAAAAUGAAUUAGAAAAAAAAUUUAAUCAAACUAAUACAUAUAUUAAUAUGAAAAAAAUUAUUGAUAAAAAAAAUCAACAAAUACGCGAAUUACGUCAACAAUUAACUAGUGAUAAUAAUGAUGAACAAGACGAUGAAGAUUGA